This is a messenger RNA of Carcharodon carcharias (great white shark), 4084 nucleotides long. It is a transcript of the gene mocos, whose product is annotated as molybdenum cofactor sulfurase. Gene Ontology annotation, molecular function: pyridoxal phosphate binding; molybdenum cofactor sulfurtransferase activity; molybdenum ion binding. NCBI's taxonomy places the organism in Eukaryota, Metazoa, Chordata, Chondrichthyes, Lamniformes, Lamnidae. Gene Ontology annotation, biological process: Mo-molybdopterin cofactor biosynthetic process. The transcript is spliced from 15 exons. The coding region runs from base 186 to 2810 and encodes 874 amino acids. The record is from RefSeq and is a predicted model, not a curated record.
GUCCCCAUAACCCACCCGAUACAAGGCCUCACAGCGUCGCUAUCUCUUUUCCUCCACCCCGCCAGUCGGCCCAGCCCGAGGGAGGAGCUGUAUUGCCCUUGAACCUUGGAAUGAUCUCUGGCGAGAAGUUGAUGUGAAGCCACAGAUCGCGGCCGAGCUGUACCGGCGCUGUGAGCCGACACGUUAUGGAUUGGAAAAGGCCGCCACCGGCGCUCAACAGCCUGGAGUGGUUUAAAGGAGCCUUCAAGUACCAUGGGUGCGGGAAAGAGAUCGAAGCGACGCGGCAUCGCGAGUUCAGCAGGCUGACAGGAAUCACUUACCUGGACCAUGGAGGUGCAACACUUUAUGCACGUAGUCAGAUUCAUCACUUUUACCAAGAACUUGCAGAAAACAUCUAUGGUAACCCUCACAGUGCAAAUGUUGCCAGUCAAUUGACACAUGACACUAUUGAACGUGUUCGUUAUAGAAUUCUACAGCACUUCAACACCAGCCCAGAAGAAUAUACCAUCAUUUUUACAUCAGGAAGUACAGCUGCUCUUAAACUUGUUGCAGAAAGUUUUCAGUGGAGCCGUGCAGAGUCAAGAGACUCGAGGAGUCGGUUUUGUCACCUGACUGACAAUCAUACAUCUGUCGUUGGUAUGAGAGGAUUGUCUGCUUUAGCUGGUGCUCUAACUAUUCCAGUUAACCACAUUGAGAUUUAUGAAGAUAAAAAUAAGAACAUUCCUGUGGGCAAGGAGGAAAAUUGUCACACUCAUCAUCUAUUCUGUUAUCCUGCGCAAAGCAACUUCUCAGGGACAAAGUACCCACUUUCUUGGAUAAGGGACAUUAAAUCAAAAAAACUGUCUCCUUUUAGCAAAAUUCCAGGGAAAUGGUACGUGCUGAUGGAUGCAACCUCAUUUGUGAGCACCUCACCACUUGACCUUCGCUUAUAUCAGGCAGACUUCAUCCCCAUCUCGUUUUAUAAAAUAUUUGGCUUCCCAACAGGUUUAGGAGCUCUGUUGGUGAAGAAUGAAAGUGGACAUAUGCUGGAAAAGAGAUAUUUUGGAGGAGGAACUGCAGCUUCCUAUUUGUCAGGGGAAGAUUUCUAUGUUCCAAAGCAGUCAGUAAGUGACAGGUUUGAAGAUGGCACCAUUUCUUUCCUUGAUAUAAUAGCAGUAAAUCAUGGAUUUGAUGCAUUGGAUAAGUUGACAGGUGGAAUGCAAAAUAUUAUGCUUCAUACCUUUAGUUUGGCCCGUUACACCUAUAUAAUACUUUCUGGAAUGCGCCAUGUUAAUGGAAUGCCAGUUGCCCGGAUUUAUAGCGAUAAUGAAUUUGAAACUCCAGAUUCUCAGGGACCUAUUAUUAAUAUGAAUGUGCUGGAUGAGAAAGGUGGCAUUGUUGGUUAUGCCAAGGUAGAAAAACUGGCAAAUUUGUACAACAUCCAUCUUCGCACUGGCUGCUUUUGUAACACAGGAGGCUGUCAGCAACACCUAGGAAUCAGUAAUGAAGAUGUCAAAAAGAACCUAAAGGCGGGUCAUGUUUGUGGAGAUUCUUUGGAUCUGAUUGAUGGCCACCCCACUGGAUCAGUCCGAAUAUCCUUUGGCUACAUGUCCACGUUUGAUGAUGCACAGACAUUUUUAAAGUUUAUUAUAGAUUGUUUUGUAAAGCAGCCAGUUUGCUUUGACAAAGACAUCCUGUCUAAGCUAACAAGAUAUGGAACAAUGAAAGACAGUGAUAAAUCGUGGGCAGACAAUCUCACAGAUGGAAAAACAAAGACAAUGUCUUUAGAAAUUGCUGCAACAUGCAACUCUGCCAGGAUUGAGGUUCCUCUAUAUCAGAAUUUUUCAGGUCAUCAGUCAGAGUUGAACAAAAACCCUGAAACUUCCAAAUUAAUCUACUAUGACAGUGACUCAAUAACACUCGCUAACAUCUACUUAUACCCAAUCAAGUCUUGUGCUGCUGUUGAGGUUGAGAAGUGGCCCAUUGGAAAGCAUGGCUUACUAUAUGACCGUAACUGGAUGAUUGUCAACCAAAAUGGCGUCUGUCUUAGCCAAAAGCAGGAACCCAGACUUUGUUUGAUUUGUCCACAUAUUGACCUGGAUCAAGGGAUCAUGACCAUCAAUGCAGAAGGAAUGGAUCCCAUAAUUAUGCCUUUAGAAGAAGGAGAUGGAAAACAAUUUCCACAUCAAUUCUGUCAAACCAAAGUCUGUGGAGACAGGGUAAAAGGAUUGGACUGUGGGGAAAAUGUUGCGAGAUGGAUUUCCACUUUUCUUGGACGGCAGACCUUUCUGAUCAGACAGAGUUCUAAUUUUCACAGACCCUUGAAAAAGUUGCACACUCAAGUUCAAAAUCAAGCUUUGACCCAAUCAUCUUCCCUGUCAUUGGUGAAUGAAGGCCAGUAUCUUCUCAUAAACAUGGCGAGCAUUCUACACCUCAAGGAACGGAUAUUACAACGAGAUGGAACAACUGAUUCUAAUUCUGCUGAAGCAUUAACAACAGAGGGGCUAAUCCAUCGCUUUCGUGCCAACUUUGUAAUAAGUGCAAAGAGGCCUUAUGAAGAAGAUGACUGGGCUACGAUAGAUAUAGAUGGUGUUCCUUUUCAGAUUGUUGGGCUGUGCAGUAGAUGCCAAAUGAUUUGCGUUAACCAGGAGAAUGGAAAAAGAAGCACUGAACCCCUGCAGACUCUAUUUUCAUCCAGAGGCGGAAAGAUGACCUUUGGAGCAUACCUGCUUCAUCAGCCACCAGCAAUGUCAGGACAUUGUGCAAUCCUGGCUGUCGGAUCUCAGAUCUAUGUGAGGAAAAGAACAACUACUCCUUCUGCUGGACAAUGACAUUCCCUGCAGCUUCUGUAGGAGUGAAUGCUCCACAUGCGAGUGUUCCAAUGAAUGCUUCAGUAUAACUUUAAAUGGAGUUAUGAAUUAAUAUUCCAUUUAUGGAUCUCUGAAGUAAAGCCUAAGUUAAUUCCAGUUUACUAGACUGAAAAUCUAUUAGUAUUGCACAAUUUCUUGAUUUAAAAAAGAGAAUACAACAAUUUCCAGCUGUGAACCCAAGUGAAUCUGAAUUUCAAAUUAUGUCUGUUGUUGUACUUGACCAUACCAUAUAUUAGUUUUUGAUAUAUUGGGAAAUUAGUUUCAAGAAUUUAUACAGUUCAACGUGUGAAGGAACUGAAUUAUAUCAAUUGACUUUUUUUAGAGUAUAUUAUUCUUGUUAUACACAUAUAGAUUUGGUUUUUAUUCUUCUCCCAGGCUGAUAAAAUUAUGACAUCUUAAAGGUGCUGGCGAAAUGGUUCUAUUUAUAUAACACUCAAGAGACAGCAUGUGAUUAGCUGACACAUUAACAUCUGCAAACUUAUUAUAAAUCUUAUAUAGUUGUAAAACUGAGAGAAAUUGAGAUUAUUGCCUCAACCUAACCCACAAUUUAUUAAGGUCCACUGGCUGUUGGUGAGGCUCCUUGCUACUUUUGUAUAAUCAGGAAACUUAGACCAGCAUUGUUUAAUUUGUUUUAAUUUUAUUAAAACUGAAUUCACUUGGUUAAUAGCACCUAGGCAACACUGAGGCUGCUGCAAUUGACCUUAGUGCUACUGGGCCAUGGAGUAAAAAUCAACCAGGGCUCUUACUUGUGACCUCAGUUGGAACACACAUGUGAAAAUGCAUGAACGCAACUUGGAAUUUAGCCGCUUUCAAAUUGAAUGGUCUGACAACAUUCACUACCCAGGCUAACAGAUGGACACAGUUGCAGUUUCAACUCAGGAGCAGCAGUCUCAGCAGAGCUGCACAUUAACUAUGCUAUCUGCCCCAAUAUCUCCUCUAAACCACCACGUCAGACAAAAACAUGGGCACUUACCUACCAAAUUUUUAAAUUAGAGUAAACUAAAUUAAAAUAAAGUAAAAUUAAAGAUAAUUUUGAUCAUUUACAACUGAGUUUAAAGGCGAUGCCGAUGGCUAAGCUGUCUUAAUAUAUCUACUAACAAAUUGUGAAUUGCUACUAAAAUUGUUUAAUUUUUGUCAUAAUUGCUAAAGAUUUUGUUACAUGAGUGAGGUAGUUUUGUUUUUACAAUGUUGAUGUAUUAUCAGCAUAUUUAAAUGAUUAAACAAUAAGGAAUCAA